Messenger RNA from Phodopus roborovskii (desert hamster), 5736 nucleotides. RefSeq names its product required for meiotic nuclear division 5 homolog A (gene Rmnd5a). The transcript has 9 exons. Gene Ontology annotation, molecular function: protein binding; ubiquitin protein ligase activity. Gene Ontology annotation, biological process: proteasome-mediated ubiquitin-dependent protein catabolic process. The record is from RefSeq and is a predicted model, not a curated record. NCBI's taxonomy places the organism in Eukaryota, Metazoa, Chordata, Mammalia, Rodentia, Cricetidae. The coding region runs from base 152 to 1327 and encodes 391 amino acids. Gene Ontology annotation, cellular component: GID complex; nucleus; cytoplasm.
CGCGGCUAGCGCGCCCGCCUUGCCUUAGCCUGCCGCGCCGCGCCCGCCCGCCGCCUUGGGGGACGAGGAGCAGGACGCGGCCUCGGCGGGGCCCGGGCCGAAUCGCUGCGGGCCGCUGAGCGCCGGGGAGCCGAGCGCCGCGGUCUCCGGCAUGGAUCAGUGCGUGACGGUGGAGCGCGAGCUGGAGAAGGUGUUGCACAAGUUCUCGGGCUACGGGCAGCUGUGCGAGCGCGGCCUGGAGGAGCUCAUCGACUACACCGGCGGCCUCAAGCACGAGAUCCUGCAGAGCCACGGUCAAGAUGCUGAAUUAUCAGGGACACUUUCACUUGUUCUGACACAGUGCUGUAAGAGAAUAAAGGACACUGUUCAAAAGCUGGCCUCUGACCACAAAGACAUCCACAGCAGCGUCUCUCGAGUUGGAAAAGCCAUUGAUAAGAAUUUUGACUCUGACAUUAGCAGUGUGGGAAUAGAUGGCUGCUGGCAGGCAGACAGCCAGCGGCUUCUCAACGAGGUGAUGGUGGAGCACUUCUUCCGACAAGGGAUGCUGGAUGUAGCUGAAGAGCUCUGCCAGGAAUCUGGAUUGUCUGUGGACCCAAGUCAGAAAGAGCCAUUCGUGGAGUUGAAUCGAAUAUUAGAAGCAUUAAAAGUCAGAGUUCUGAGACCUGCUCUUGAGUGGGCAGUAUCAAACCGAGAAAUGCUCAUAGCCCAGAACAGCUCCUUAGAAUUUAAGCUACACCGACUGUACUUUAUUAGCUUGUUAAUGGGUGGAACUACCAAUCAGCGGGAAGCCUUACAGUAUGCGAAAAAUUUCCAGCCAUUUGCCCUAAAUCAUCAAAAAGACAUUCAGGUGUUGAUGGGAAGCCUCGUGUACCUGAGACAAGGGAUUGAGAACUCACCAUAUGUUCACCUGCUUGAUGCAAACCAGUGGGCUGACAUCUGUGACAUCUUUACACGGGACGCGUGUGCCCUUCUGGGGCUCUCCGUGGAGUCACCUCUCAGUGUCAGUUUCUCAGCAGGUUGUGUGGCACUGCCCGCACUAAUCAACAUCAAAGCUGUGAUUGAGCAGAGGCAGUGUACUGGAGUUUGGAACCAGAAAGACGAAUUACCUAUCGAAGUGGACCUUGGUAAGAAGUGCUGGUACCACUCUAUAUUUGCCUGCCCCAUUCUUCGUCAGCAAACAACAGAUAACAAUCCACCCAUGAAAUUGGUUUGUGGUCAUAUUAUAUCAAGAGAUGCCCUGAAUAAAAUGUUUAAUGGUAGCAAAUUAAAAUGUCCAUAUUGCCCAAUGGAACAGAGUCCAGGAGAUGCCAAACAGAUAUUUUUCUGAAGAAAUGAGUUUGUUUGCAAUUUGUAAGUGAAACUGAAUUAUGGGUACAUUCGAGACAAGAGCGAUCCAUUGACUGCAGCUAUCCAAGGACUGCCGGGUUUAUAAGCUGUGUUCCAGAAGCUGCUGACACACGAGUGUGCACGAGGGAGAGCUCCAGAUGGGUGUUACAUAGGGCUUUUCACUCUUGGUCUUCGUUUCUGAUCAAGUAAAUACACCAGCAGUUGUCAUUCAGUGCAGGUUUUUGUACUUACUCUAUGGUGAUUUUUUUUCUUUUCUUUUUUUUACUUAAAAGCAGAAACAGAAGUUGACCUUCCUGACAUGUGUUUGAUAUUCUUCCCACGUUUACUUCUGCCAUUUUCUUGAUAAUUGUAAGCUUGAGUGUGUUUGUGGAACAACUUACUUUCUUGUUAUGUAUACAUAGUUAAAUGAAAAUUCUUCAUAGUAGCUUGACAGAUUGAAUUGUGGUUAUACAACAAAUUUGCUUUUUUGUUUUGUUUUUCUUUUUGGCUUAAGGAAGAAAGCUGUGAUAAAUUUCAAAUUUGUGUUGCUUUUUGAUGUUUUUCUCUGCUCCAGCUCUUGCUUCAAAGUCAGCCUGCCUGCAUCUGAAUAGUCUAUAGCCCUAAGCAGGCUUCCUGUUUAAAAUCCCAUCAUGAAUUUAACAGGCUGAUGUGAAAAUGAAAGAAAUAUUACUGGUUCUUUGCUUUUAUUACCAAGAGGUGCUUUUUAAAAGUGUAUUUAAUAAAUGGAAUUCUGAAGUUAGGGUGUUACUGUAUAUGCUCUCUCGGUCUUAGCACCCUGUCCUUUGAAAUCUGCCUCCAAGACUUGGCUGGGUAUCACAUUAGUUUGUCAUCAUGACACACGGUGUUGUGCAUGUGUAUGUAAAUACGCACACCAGCAUCAAACGUGUGUAUGUGGGAGGGAAGAAGCACGUUGCCAGACUCAUCACUUCCGGUCCUUAAGGGUAGACGCUAGUAACGUUGUGUACCGUGGACCACUAUUACUGCUGGUGUGUGUUGAGUUAGUAUAUUGUUCAUGCCUCUCUUCUGCAGAGUGUCUUAUUGAGUUGACUGUGAACCUGUAUAUUAAUCAGAUGGCUACAGAUAAUGAUCUUUUCUUUUGUGAGGUAUCAUCAUUUAAUGCACUGCCCAGAAAGAGCCAUGUGUAAGAGUUAUUCUCUGAAUGAAGAACUGCAUGGAAAAGACUUCUGUGGACAUAAUUCUGACUUAAACCCAUGAAAUACUUCAUCUUGAGAAGAGUGCUGUGUGGAAAUCACCAAGUAGUUCACAACUAUAUUUCAUAUGACAUAGAUCUGAACGUCAACAUAGGAAUAUUUUCACGAGAAAAUGAAAAAAAAAGUUGUAAACACAGAAGCAAAGAGAAAAGUGACUCUUCCAGUUUUAAACUACAGAUGGACUUGGUUUAAAGGAAUGGGGAUAACAGCUUUGGUGCUACGUUAAUUAGAAAUUGCUGGCGUUCACAGUGUGUACCAGCCUGCAUGGCCUUUUCUGAGAUGUUUACCUGGGAAAGCUGGCAUUUGCCUGUGAAGGGAGAGAAUAAUACUGCAGAAAAGCCCUGUGACAUGAGAGAGUGGUCAGUUUCAUGUUGAUGGCUACCGUUUGCCACGUAGGUUAGCCAGGAUCGUGAUUGGCCCAGCUCAGAGUGCGUGCUUUGUUGAAACUCAGCCUGCCUCAUGGGGCCUGUGCUUCAGUGUUGGGUUGCCGUGGGAAGUCCUCUGUGCCCCACGAAGCAGUGAAAGAACAGACCAGUGCCAGGCAGUACCCUGUGGAGGGUGUAAACUCGUUUACUAUAGAUAAUCUUUCCUUUGAAGUAAAUUCUAGAGUGUCAGGCUUAUUUUUUUUUUUUUAAUAACUUUGAUAUUCCUAAACCAAAUUUAGAUUUUAGGGUUUUCCCCCAUAACUUAUUCUUACCUUCCAACUUCAGACAUCUACAUGACAUUUAGACUUUGCAUAAAAUUUGUGUGGUACAGACAUGUUCUUGAGGCUGGUGGCAAAUCUUUUGGGAGCUAGACACUUCACACAAUGGGCUCAGGCCAUCGUAAGGAGAGAGGCUCUGCCUGUUCCUCCUGGUGCUGGGAGUCACAUUGGCAGUAUCUUGUGAAGCUCAUGAAACUUUAAAAAGAAUGAGUUUUAGCAAGUAUUUGACCUUACAGCUGCCCCUGUAAAGUCUUAUAGUUGCAGUGGGCAGGGAGGGCAAGGGCCAAAACCAGAAACUUGAUCUGACAAUUUACUGUGGAAAUUAGGUGUGGAGGUUUUCUUUAGCUGUAUAUGAGAGACUGACUGCAGCAGGGGUGGGUUUGAGGGCGCCAGACCUUGACCAAAGAUGCUGAAGUACAACAUAGGAUCCUUGUACUCUAGAACGUGCUCCACAGUGGUGGGAAAGCGCGGCAUCGCUUGCAGGAGGGUGCCAUCUGUCUCCUUCAGCCCCGAAUCAGACAAGGUGAUGCUAGAGGCAAAGGUGGUCAGUCACGUGGAUAACAGGCAUUGGAAACAGCUGCAGAAUGGCUGCUUUGAGAGCCAUUUGCUUUCUAGGUAGGGACAAAGGCUGUCAUGGGACUCUGCUAAAUCAAUAAAACCUUACUAGCAAAUCUUUAGAUUCUAGUGUAGCCAGAGCCUCUCCACAGUGGCUAAGGUUGUCGUUGACCUUUUUCUCCUUUGUGUGAUCAUCACAGAUGCAUUUCUGUUUUAUUGAUGAUUAUACAAUUAGACUUUUAAUACAUAAAUGAACGGGUAUUGGUGCCUCUUUUAUUUUUAAAAAAAAAUUGAAGAGCCACCUCAUAUUCAUAGAGUAUGUAUUUUGUGAGUGUGUGAACUUUUAAUUGACAAUAAGAAAGUUAGGAAGUCAAGUUUUCGUUGUACUUUUUCCACAGCAGCUAAUGUGUAAGGAGACAUUAAACCCACACCAAAUCAUGUGGGGAUGAGGGUCCCCCAAUCAUCCUCUCCAGGGAGCCAGUCCCAUAGGCUGUGCGGCUCACACUCCAUGUUCUUACGCCGUGUGUUCUCUCCGCCUCGGUGGUGCCAGUCUUUGGGACAGUGCAUAUCAAAAGCCAAGAGCUCUUGGUUUAUCUGCACGAUUCAAGCUGCUGGUACAUGACACAAGCCCUCUGGUUUCCCAGCCCAGCCUCUCAUAGGCUGUCAGUCUGUUAGUCAGCCGACUCAGGUUAUCUUCAGGGAAGGUGUGGAGAUGUGGAAUGUUCAGUUCAUCUCUAGGAUGUGUAUGGUGACGACAAGCCAAAUACGUUUCACCAUUGAACUGUCUGUACAUUACCCUUGGUAACAAUAGAAUACCGUGGUCUUGGGGAACACACAGAGGGAACACGUAGCAAGGACCACAUAAAAGCUCGGUGUUUUGUUAGCCUGCAGCCGACAGGUUGUGUGUGGUACUGUCGUGUUCACCAUAAGCAGGUACAAGCUUCAUGAACUUUUCAUACUGAAUUAUAAUUGAGUAGAUACCAAAAACAGAGUGGCAAAUGUAUUUUAGUAGCGGACGAGGCAGGUAGCUUUAGGAUGAAAUUUCCACUGUUGAUUUUACUUCAAGAUGUAGCAAGAGAAAUUUUUUAAGAUGUUUUUAAGCUAUAGCAGGCAUAUGCUUCAUUUAUUUCCAAAGAGGCAAAAAGCAGCUAGACUCGAUUGUACACGUGUUUUGCUCCAUGGUGUGGGUGGAUACUUAAACACUUUCUUAGUAACAGUCUUAAGCCACUCGCAGGCAGGCAGGUGUGGGGUUCUGUAGGAUUUAGUGCCCUGGGAUGGCGGGGAAGUGUGAGGAAACAGGAGUGUGAGUGUGAGUGCAUGUGUGGAAAUUCACCAUCACCCCACCCCCAACCCUGAAGCUAGCAAGCAGCUACUGUUGGCCCUGUCACUCACGACUGCAGCGUGCAUGCAUUUCUUCACCUUCUUUUCUAACCUACACUAAGACUUCAUCGGCUCAUCUUGCUCAGAUGGCUCAGGAUUCUGUUCUUUGGCUUACCCCAUGCUCCUGGGUUCUAUAGUGUUUCUAUAAUUAUGAAUAGUGUUGCACUGUAAUCUAUCAUAUAGAGCUAUAUGUAUGGAAAUUUUUGAUCAGUUUUUUUAAGAGAUGUAUCCUGUUUGCAAAGGCACAAUAAAAUUGCAUCUUCUAGAUUAUAGGCAAUAAAGGUAACAAUAAACCUUACUUAAAUCAUACUGAUGCUCUCUGCUCAUUUGAUUUUUUGGGGAAAAAAAGUCUAACAUAUCCAGUAGUUUCAGGGAUUUCAUUUAACUUAAAAAUUCUGAUAUAUUUAAUUUAUAAAUUUCGGACUGAUAUAAUAGAGUUUGGAAAACUAUAAGAAAUGCUUUGUUAAUGUGUGUAUUCCUAUGUAAAACACAUGGCUUCUCCCGUGUAUAUUUUUAAGAUUAAAGAAUUGCACAUUUAAA